Messenger RNA from Rotaria socialis, 996 nucleotides. The record is from the annotation of a GenBank genome assembly. NCBI's taxonomy places the organism in Eukaryota, Metazoa, Rotifera, Eurotatoria, Philodinida, Philodinidae.
AUGCAGUUAUCAAUGUUGAUUUUGCAUAUAUUAUCGGGUCUCGUAUUUUGGACGGUUGCUAUCGAAGCACGAUCAGUUUUAAACGGACAAACACAUCGAUCUGAUGUAAAACAUUUCGAAUCCAAACUCGAUAUGACUGCAGGUUAUUGGUCGCCAAGUACUAGCUCAAUCGAUUGGUGUGAAAGAAAUUAUGUCGUAACAAAGUAUAUUGCUGAAUUUUGGAAUUGUAUUUCCAGCUUGGUUAUGUGUUUAUUAGCCGGAAUAUUAUUCGUUCAUGGUUUAUACAAUCGAGUUGAAAAACGAUUUCUACUCCUUUGUCUAUCAUUUGGAAUUAUCGGAUUUGGUUCAGCUUAUUUUCAUGGUACACUCACGCAUGUUGGUCAGAUGGCAGAUGAACUGCCCAUGGUCUAUUCUAUGAUUAUCUGGUGGUUUAUCCUCUUUCGAAUGGACCAAUUCAAUAAAUUAACAAAUAAAAUCUACGGAUUUGACUUUGCUAUUGUUUUUGGUAUAUUUUAUGGAGUUCUAUGGACUUAUCUACACAGUUUACAAUCAUUCGUCAUUCUAUUUCAAGCACAUUUUACAUUAAUGGUGUUAGGAGGAAUUAUUAAAUUGACAUUUUUAUAUCGACAAACACAACAUCACACACAAAGUAUCAUGUAUUUAAUUAUGAUGUAUGUUGGACUGCUAGGUCCAGCUAUAAUAUGUUGGAUUAUAGAUCAACAAUUGUGUGAACGAAUGAAUAGUAAAGGUGGAUUUAAUCCACAGCUACAUGCUUGGUGGCAUCUAUUGUGUGCUGUUGACGCUCAUGUGGGAAUCGUUUGUGGUGAAGGAAUGCGUCUUCUCUCGAUCAAUUAUAAACAAUAUCAAGCAAAAUAUGCCAAUCUGUCACGGAAACCAUUUAAACCAGAAGAUCAUUUACAUAUCGACUUUCAUUUUGGAUUACCUUUCGUCGAUUAUUCGAAUGAAAAGCAAAUCGAGAAAGCCAAAAAACAGUAA